AUGCUUGUCUAACAGCAAUAAAGAUAGAUGCCUGCCACACCCAUCCCAGGCAACGCGCGUAAAGUUAUAGAGAAUUUCAGUUACGCCCUAUCAGAUGCCAUCGGAAAGGGCUUUAGUUCCAUAGUCUACAAAGGCAGAAAUGAUGAAACCCAUGAGGUUGUCGCCAUCAAGGUGAUUGAUAAAAAAGGACUCAAGACUCCUUUGCACUAUCAACUCCUGAGAUCCGAAGUCGAAGCCUUAUCCCAACUCAAUUCUCCAAAUAUCAUGAGAUUAUAUAAGGUGUACUACACUGAAAACAAUACAUAUCUAAUCACCGAGUUUUGUGACUCCGGAGACUUGGGAUAACUGGUAACCAAAACAGGAGUCUAAAAAGAGCAGAACAUGCAAAAACUAUUCUACGGCAUCAUCCAAGGUUACAAGUAGAUGAAACAACGGGGCAUUGUUCAUAGAGAUCUCAAACCCGCCAACAUCCUACUCAAGGGGUCUGUUCCUAAAAUAGCAGACUUUGGAUUCGCUACCACUCCUCAAACUGCGGCCACAAUGCCCAAUGUCAAUGUUGGAUCCCCCCUGUAUAUGAGUCCCCAAGCAUUCAAAAACAGAUAUUCUGAAAAAUCGGACAUCUGGGCCUUGGGUGUAAGUCUUUACGAAUUAUUAUUUGGGUAAGUGCCCUGGUAAGCAGGGAGUGAGAGAGAAUUAGCUUAAAGGAUGGCCACUGUUCCAGUGCAAUUCCCAGGUCACAUAUCAGAUGAAUGCAAGGAUUUUAUUUACAGAUGUUUGAUAGUAGAUGAAAGCAGAAGAGCCACUGUGGAGGAAUUGGAAAACCAUAUUUGGUUGUCUAAACAAGAACUCUAGCCUAUUAAAGGCAAUGGGUUCUCUAGUAUGUUUAGGAGUAAUCAACAACACAAUCAUCCUCAUCUCCUUUAGAAUAAUAAUGCUGCAACUCCCUUGGGAGAUACUCAGAACAAACAAUCCAUAUCACUUCAACCUAGAGAAUCAAAUUAUGGCAAAGAGAAUGCUGUCAUUGUUAAACAAUCACAAUAAUCAAUAAUGUAGUAACCACUGAAAUCAAUCAAAAGAGUCUAAGAGUCAAGGAAGGAAUCCUAAAUAAGCCAAUAGAUGCAGCAAGAGUAUUCAAGUUAGAGGGAGGAAGACUGUUGGAGCGAAUCUAAGAAGAAUGAUUACAUUAUUCUGGCUUAGUUAAAUUUCUGUAGAUACUUGUAUAGGGUUUCUGCUCUAAUGGAUAAGCAUCGUUUCGUUUAAACUCCUUAUUUAAGGGAGAAGCUUAUGUUCUUAGUGAACAAGAACAUCAUGAUUAAGAUGAAUUGUUUAAAUGAAUUGAUGGUCGGACAAAAUACACUUGGAUUGGAAAAGUUCUAAUAAUAUAUGCAGAAUCCUUAAUAUACCAAGUUAUGUGCAGCUAUCCAUCAAUAUAAUCAGAAAUACACUCUAUAAUUCAAUACUGUUUGGUUGUCAUUGUAAAAUCCAGAUCAAAAAUAAUUAUUGGUGGUUGAUAAGAAAUUUGAUGCUGUUUUUGACGACAACUUCACUGAAUAUGAAUCAUUCUAUAUCAUUUUAAACUCUAUCUUAAGAUGUGCUAUUAAGGAAAUCGAAUAUUCGAUAGAAUCCAAAAUAGUGAUUCAGGACACUUAACUAUUGUUGCCCAUGGAUAUUGAAGGUGGUGUAAUUCUACUUGACUAUUUGAUCACUUACUUUUAGUUGGCUUCUCUCAUUUAAGAAUGUUUCGAGGAUCCUUAUGAAUUUGCUGUGGAUUCAAAAAUUGAAUAAAUUGCUGAUGGCAAACCUGUCCGAUUAACCUAUGGCCAUUAUAUUGAAAUAAGAAAUAAAAUAAAAUAACUUGAUAUCUGA
Molecule: messenger RNA, 1866 nt
Organism: Paramecium tetraurelia
Lineage: Eukaryota; Ciliophora; Oligohymenophorea; Peniculida; Parameciidae
Exons: 2
Biological process (GO): autophagy; peptidyl-serine phosphorylation; autophagosome organization
Cellular component (GO): cytoplasm; autophagosome
Molecular function (GO): ATP binding; protein serine/threonine kinase activity
Source: RefSeq, a predicted model, not a curated record